UGGGAGGAAAAUUAUUAAUAACACUAAAAUGUAAGCAAAGUUUGGAAUAUGUGCCAGACUUCAAUUAUGUAAUCAUAAAUACGCAAACAAAUGGAUCAUUUACAUUUGGAAGGCUAGAGAUGGGCAUUUCAGGCUCCCACUUCUCUCUGUAUAUAAAAAGCCAACCUCUGCUUCUGCUAACUUUCUAUAUUUUACCACAUUUAGCUUUUGAAACUUGAAACUUUGUUUUUUCCUAAUAAAAGAAAAAAAAUAGUACAAUUGAGUUUAUCUUUUCUGGGUUUUUAAGAUAAGAAUCAAUAAGAUCAUAUCUCAUCUGGGUUUUUGUUUUGGAAAGAAACAGAGAAAAUGUUGGAAGGUAAAGCUUUGAUAGAGGAUACUGAUAUGCCUUUGAAGAUGCAGAUCCAAGCUAUGGCUUCUGCUUCUCAUGCUCUUGAUCUUUUUGAUGUUUUUGACUACAAAUCUAUAGCUGCUCAUAUUAAAAAGGAUUUUGACAAGAAAUAUGGAGGAGGAUGGCAAUGUGUGGUGGGAUCAAAUUUUGGGUGUUUCUUCACACAUUCAAAAGGAAGUUUCAUCUACUUCACACUUGAGACACUCAAAUUCCUCAUCUUCAAAGGGGCUGUUUCUUCUUCUUGACUUAUUUUGUAAAUAGAAAAGAAAACAAUAAAGGGGAAAAGUGCAAUUUAUUACCCUUUUAUUAUUCUUAUGUUUGUAAUGUUUGUUUAAUUUUCUAGGCUUUGUUAAUGUCAUCCCACUUUAAAGUGUAAAUGGGUGAUUUUCAGUCUUGAGAGCAGAUGCAAGGUUAGUUUAGGUAUUUUCCUUGCUGUGAUUUAAGACAAUUUCAUCUGCCCUGUUUCACCAGUUUGAAAAUAUUAAUAUACUUAGUAGUAGUAUUAUCAUGAUGCAUUACUACAUUAUUAUAA
Molecule: messenger RNA, 920 nt
Organism: Chenopodium quinoa (quinoa)
Lineage: Eukaryota; Viridiplantae; Streptophyta; Magnoliopsida; Caryophyllales; Amaranthaceae
Product: dynein light chain 1, cytoplasmic-like
Exons: 2
Coding region: 346-633 (95 amino acids)
Biological process (GO): microtubule-based process
Cellular component (GO): dynein complex
Molecular function (GO): dynein intermediate chain binding; dynein light intermediate chain binding
Source: RefSeq, a predicted model, not a curated record